AUGUUUUCGUCCAAACACAGCCGGUACCGAAAGUACGUCGACGAGGAGACGGGGAAGGUGUUUUAUUUCGACGUCGUCUUGAAACGAUCCCGGUGGAGGAUUCCCCCCCGGAACGACGAGAAUACGAUUAAGACGAAGGACGAGGACGAGGAUGAAGUCGUCAAAAUAUUCAGAGAGGAUGUCGAGGAGGGAGAGUGGUACCGAGUGGAACAUUAUCUGUUGACUCGACCGUAUUGGUUCAGAAACGAUUCAUCAGAGACGAAAGAAAGACAGUGGGAGAAACCUUUGCAAAAGGCUGCUUCCAAGGAGAAGGCUGUCGAAACAACGGAAGAAGAAGAAGAAUCUGAAGAAGAAGAUGAUGACAUCGAGUUUGACCCGGACGCGUACGAGAACGAAGAAGGAAAAGAACAAUUUCAUCAAAGAGCAGCCUUUGCGGCGGGGACGGGAGAAGCAGAAGCGGAACCGGCUUUCGAUCCGCCGCGCCGAGCGACCACGACGCCUGCAGCGAGCGCCGUUAUCAUCGAAGAGAAAGAAGAAGAAGAAGAAGAACCAAAAACGAAUAAUGCAUCGCCAAAACUUUUGACAACUGCCAGUGAUGAGAUUACGAUGAACGAAAACUUUAACGCGGCGAAUAAGAGUAAAGCGUUGGAUGUGUUUUUCGCGCUGUGCGAAAAGGCGAAAAUCAACGAGCACUCUCGAUGGGAGAGGGACAUGCCGAAACUCAGAAAGCUGGAUAAAAAUGCGUUUGAAUGUUUCGCGACGAUGCCGGAGAGACGGAGCGCGUUUAAUAAGUACAAGGUGAAGUUAUCGAGCAACGCAGCUGAAAAAGCAGUAGGUACGACGAAGACGACGACGAAAGAGUCGAAACUGGAGCGCGAGAAAAUCGCGCGAGAAAAACGCGAACGCGAAAUACUCGAAAAGAAACGAGACGACGAAUAUCGAUUGAAAAAGCUGAAAAGAAAUCAAGACAAAGGCGACGCGAUGAAACAGUUCGAAACGUUAUUAGCGGAAUCCAUAAAAUCGAUCGAUGACGUGGAAACGAUCGAUGACGUUCGCGAAUUACUCUCCCAAGAUCCGCUCGGUCGCGCUUCCUCGGGCGGACCUCUUUCGGAAGCAGACAUGGUCGCCUCCUUCGAUGCGUUCUUGUUGGAGUUCAAAUCAAAUUCUCUGCAACGAUACGCGGAGUUGUGCCGAGAAACAGUUUCCGCGUUGUCGCAAUCCGUAGGUGGCGUUGCGGACGAGGAGGAUGCAAUUUUCGCGUGGGAAAUUGCUCGAGACGUCUUAAAAGAGGACGCCCGCUUCGACCGGUGUCCGAUGAAACUCAGACGUUCGACCUUUGACAAAGCGGUGGAGAACUUUCGCGAUGAAAGAAUUCGGAACGCCGGAACAACAAUUGGUGCGUCGUUUGAUGCGGUUUAG
This is a messenger RNA of Bathycoccus prasinos, 1419 nucleotides long. RefSeq lists its product with no specific name. Gene Ontology annotation, cellular component: nucleus. NCBI's taxonomy places the organism in Eukaryota, Viridiplantae, Chlorophyta, Mamiellophyceae, Mamiellales, Bathycoccaceae. The coding region runs from base 1 to 1419 and encodes 472 amino acids. The transcript has a single exon. Gene Ontology annotation, molecular function: RNA polymerase binding; transcription coregulator activity. The record is from RefSeq and is a predicted model, not a curated record.